Messenger RNA from Melanaphis sacchari, 1006 nucleotides. RefSeq lists its product as uncharacterized. The transcript has 2 exons. The coding region runs from base 177 to 914 and encodes 245 amino acids. The record is from RefSeq and is a predicted model, not a curated record. Lineage: Eukaryota; Metazoa; Arthropoda; Insecta; Hemiptera; Aphididae.
UAAAGAAUUAAGAUUUUAAUUUUAAAAAUGUAAAUAUUAAAUACCGAUAUUUUUUCAUUUACAACAUAUAAUAGCUAUUAUUUAUCUGCAAUCUGUUUUAAAUUGCUAAAAUUUUUUUUUACUUGUAAAUUUAUAACCAACUGUAAUAAUUGUAUACCAACUAUAAUAUUAGCACUAUGAACAAAUUAUGUCAUAGCGAAAGUAUUGUGGGCAAAAGCUUUGAUUACUGGAAAAAUAUAUAUAAUCAAGGUAUUAUUGAUCUUCAUGCAAUUCAUCUACGACUUAACCAUUUAACAUAUGCUCUUAAUCGCAACUUGAUUACCAAUGAAGAAUAUUUUAAAUACCGAUUAAAUUUAACUGACGAUUAUAUUCCAUCUAAUAUGGAUUAUAAACCAUGUUCAUUAAUGGAUUUUUCCAAAGCAUUAAAGAGACAUCAUUUAAUGGAUAAUCUAGAAAGAAAUAAACCAUUAAUAAUUGAUAAACAAUCUAAAGAAUUAACUUAUAAAGUCCAAAAUAAUAUUAUAAAUAAUUUUGAAAAUAUCAACCAACAAAAUAAGAAGAUAGUUGGUGUACAUGAAUAUAAUUUAAAUAAAGAACAAGAAAGUAAUAAUGAUCAAACUGAAAUGCCUAAAAAAUCUAGGAAGAAACGUAAGAGAAAGAAAAAAAAUAAUAAUGAUUUUAAAAAUAUAAAUCAUUUCAAGACUGUAAUAAUAAACAAUACUAAAGAUGAAUGUAAUAAAAAAAUGAAAAAUUCUAUUGUCACAUCAAAAAAAGCUGUACAAAUAUUUAUUCGUAAAACGAAUAACCAAGACAAAAGUCAGAUUGACAGAAAGAAGUCAUUGGUUUCAACUCAUAGAUCAGUUAGAGAUAUGUUCAGUGAAAUUUUAAAGCAAUUUAAAAAAGAAAGACAAUAAAAGUGUCAUUCAUUUUUUAAGAAUUAUUUAUCAUUUUUAAAUCUUAGCACCAAUUUUAAUAGUACACAAUUACUGUAUCUUAUUAUUUAAUA